AGUAGCUCUCCUCUGAAGGCGGCUCGCCGUGCUGGGACUUUGACAGUGAGUGAUGGCUGGAGCACAGGCAGUUCCAGCCUAGUGCCUCAGUGCUCCAACAUACAUAGUGAGAAAGAGAGAGAGAGAAAGAAAGAGAAAGGGAGAGAGAGAGAAGAAAGAGUGGAUGUCAUCGCGUCACUGUGGCAGGUGCACGCUCUGCGUGGAGAGAGCAGUGGAUUUUGAGGACGGGCUGCUGCUCUUUGGUGGAUGUUAACGGCACCUCUUGCCUCUCAGCCUUCAUGUGGAGCGCCUUCUCCCAUCCACAGCACCUGCACAGGCACAGAGGACACCGGAGCACCUCCUUCUGAAUGCUUCCUGACAUUUUUUGUGUGUGUGUCUCUUCACCACGGUACUUUGAAUCCUCACAAUGAAAAACCCCCACUGGCUUUUGAAAGUUUAAGUCAUCUCAGGUGCCUUGAGCAGUUGUUAGGCAGCUGGGUUCUCUAAUCCCUCUUUUCUGUGUUUUUUUUUUUUUUUUUUUCUAUUUUUCUUGUAUCUGGAGCAAGGAGAAGGGAGUGCAGGUUGGCUCAUUAGAAGACUCCCUUUCCUAUACUGUUGUGUGCGACGUGUCACGACUCGGGUUACAGGCAGCAGCAGGACAAUGUAUGGAUUACCCCUCUCGCGGCCGACCAGCUCGCCCCGGGGAAGUGGCCAGUGAGCUGGCAGGACGAGGAGGAGUCAUCAGCGCUGGCGGCGUUCCAUCACUCCGGGGAAGGACUCUGUAACAAGCUCCCUGACAACACUUACAAGCUGGUCGGAUACGAGCACGACAGGAGCAGGAGUGGAAGCACCCUUCGCAGGCUGGGUCAGAGGGGAGUGGCAGAAGAAUGCUGGUCCCGGGUGCCCAGGGGCAGGAUGUCGUUGCGUUGGCAGAGAGCUGCGGUCGUUAGAUGGUUCUUCUUGAUGCUCUUAUGGCAGUGGGCAUCCCUGGGCCCCCUCAGCUGGGUGCUGGCCCUGGCUGAGCCCAACCCCUCACCCUUCUCCUCCGUGUCCGGCCGCUCCAGCGGCCAGCUGGACUGGCUGCUCUCCGACAAAGGGCCCUUUCACCGCUGCCCCGAGUACACUGAGUUCAAGGAGCGCUUCCAGCAAGGCUUCACCACCCGCUACAAAAUCUAUAGGGAAUUCAGUCACUGGAAAGUGAACAGCUUGGCCACGGAGAAAAGAGACUUCUUCAAGGCCCCGCUGCCCUUGGCACCCGAGUUCCUGCGCAACCUCCGGCUGCUGGGACGAAGGCCGACUCUCCAGCAGAUCAACGAGAAUCUGAUCAAGAAAUAUGGCACCCACUUCUUAGUGUCCGCUACUCUUGGUGGGGAGGAAUCGCUCACAAUUUUCCUGGAUAAGCAGAAGCUCAGCAAAAAGUCCGAGGGGAAUGGCAACAGCUCAGUGGUCUCCCUGGAAAUCCUGCACCAGUUGGCCGCCUCCUACUUCACCGACAGGGAGAGCACCCUGAGGCGUCUCCACCACCUGCAGAUCGCAACCUCUGCCAUCAAGGUAACCGAGACCAGAACGGGGCCCCUCGGAUGCAGCAACUACGACAGUCUGGAUUCUGUGAGCUCCGUCUUAGUGCACAGCCCUGAAAAUAAGAUCCAUCUGAAAGGCCUGCAGGAUGUGCUGCCCGAGUUCUUGCGGAGCCGCUUCGUGGAGGCGGCCCUCAGCUACGUGGCGUGCAACUCGGAGGGCGAGCUGCUCUGCCGCAACAACGACUGCUGGUGCCACUGCUCGCCCAAGUACCCCGAGUGCAACUGCCCAUUCGCCGACAUCAAAGCCAUGGAGGAGAGCCUCCGCAAGAGCAAGGAUGCCUGGGCCAAUUCCAACAAUGAGUUCAUGGGGUCAGAUGAAUUCAAGUCCUUUUUGAAUAAGCUGCCCACAGACCAGUUCCUCAACACCUCGGCCAUCCUGAGGUUCUGGACGUCGGACGGCGCUCUCCAGCGGCGUUACGGGCAGCUGGAGGCCAACACCAAGCUGGUGAUGGGCAAGGCCCAGAAGAUCGUGCGCAAGCUCUUCACCCUGAGCAAGCGCUGCCCCAAGCAGCCCAGAAUCAGCCUGCCCAGAGAGAGGGCACUGCGAUUCUGGCUGAACCGCGCACAGUCGCUCCUGUACUGCAGCGAGCACGGACUCCUGGGCACCUUCUCCGAGGAGACUCGGAGCUGCACCUGCCCGUCCGAGCAGGCAACCUCAUGCCAGGGCAGCGUGCCAUGCCAGGUGGGUGAGGGCACCUCGUGCGCCACCUGCGCGGCCGACAACGUCACCCGCUGCGGCGCUUGCCACCCGGGCAGCGUGCUGCACGCGGGCGCCUGCCGGCCCAGCAUCGCCAACUCGCUGGACCACUACGUCAACUUUGACUUUGACAUGCCGGACGCGGAGACGCGCUACCUGCUGGGCCGGCUGGACAGCCGCAUGGAGGUGCACGCCAUCUACAUCAGCAACGACGUGCGCCUGGGCAGCUGGUUCAAUCCGGGCUGGCGCAAGCGCAUGCUUCUCACGCUCAAGAGCAACAAGAACAAGUCCAACCUCAUCCACAUGCUCAUGGGCCUCAGCUUCCAGAUCUGCGCCACCAAGAACAGCACCCUGGAGCCCGUACCCGCCAUCUACGUCAACCCGUUCGGGGGCAGCCACUCCGAGAGCUGGUUCAUGCCAGUCAACCAGCAGGACUUCCCCGACUGGGAAAGAACUAAGCUGGAUGGCUCGCUCCAGUGCCAGAACUGGACGCUGGUGAUGGGCAGCAAGUGGAAGUCCUUCUUCGAGACGGUGCACAUCUACCUGCGCAGCCGUAUCGUCACGGACGACCCGGCCGCCAACGAGACGCUCUUCUACGAGCCGCUGGACCUGGACGACCACACCUCCAACCUGGGCUACAUGAAGAUCAACAGCCUCAAAGUGUUCGGCUACAGCAUGCACUUUGACCCCGAGGGCAUCAAGGACCUGAUCCUGCAGCUAGACUACCCGUACACACAGGGUUCGCAGGACGCCGCCUUCCUCAUGCUGCUGGAGAUGCGCGACCGCAUCAACAGGCUGUCUCCGCCAGGACCGGGCGGCCAGCCCCUGGACCUCUUCUCCUGCCUGCUCCGGCACCGGCUCAAGCUGUCGGCCAGCGAGGUGGCACGCCUCCGGGACUCCCUGCAGAGCUUCAGCGCCAGGCUGCCCAACUCCCCGGAGCCUGAGCUGGGGCAGUUAUGCAGCUAGCCUGGACAAAUCCCUCUGGCACGCAUGUGUGUGUUGUUUGUGUUUCAGUGUGAGUGUGUGUGUGUGUGUGUGUGUGUGUGUGUCUGUGUUUGUGUGCAAAAAAACAAAUUCACAAGUGUGUCUCUGGCCACGCUAACCGCGAGCAGGCAAACAUGAAGCGUUUGGGGACAAUUCUGGAGGACUGUGUGGGUAUCUGUGUGGGGGCGGCCUGAACUGAUUGUCCACACACUGGCUGUUCGGCAUCACAAAACAGUGGAGAUUUGUCAUCCUCGAGUCAUAGCACACUGCAUAUAAAUGGAUCUCUGGACUUGAGACUCAAUCUGAGGACAAAAAAAGGCCUUCAAAAAAGAGAUUUUGCAAUGGAUUGCUUGUUGAUUAUUAUGUUACAGAGGUGGAAAAGGGAAGAAAAUGAAUCGCUAUGGGAAGCACUUGUUUUCUCUGUCACAAUACACUGCAGGUUAUUUUUUCAUUUUAUCAUUAUUAUGUUUGGAAUGGAAUAACCACAUAGAGCAUCAGCCCAGGAGGAAAGAAAAAUAGCUAAACGGUCAAACAGUGAUAACAAUCGAUAUGAAAUUUGCAUUCUUCAUUUUCUGUGUCAUCUUGAUAAAUCCUGUACAGCGAAAUGUAUAAUUGAUCUUGAAUUUGGAUUGAGAUGCCCUGAUGUAUUCAGAGACAUGGCUACACCAAAUGUUCUGCUUUAUGCUGAACAUAAUGGCAAAUGUCUGUUUUUUAACGUUCCAAGGAAAUCACUUUUGAGAUUGUAAUGCUACUGAGGAUAUUGUUUUGAAGAGGCCUGUUGACAGCUUUGUAAAUAUUGCUUUAUCUUAUUUCAAUUGUUAUAGUUGCAUUGCAUUGCUUUUUUGGGAUAAAUUAUAAAUGUGAAAUUCGUACUUUUUGAAAGUACAAAGACCAAAAGCAUCUACUGAAAAAAGGAGCAGCGUCCAAUGCCUUAUGAAGUGGAGUCUUUGUUCAGAUAUUGAAGCACACUCGUUUUUCUAUCUGCAUCCAAGCAUCUUUUGUUUUUCUCGCAAACAAUGUUUUGCUGUAUAAUUGCAAUAUUUUUAUGUUAACGGUGAAUUUCAUAACAGCACCAUUAUGACACGUAUGGAAUUAUAAAGCUCAAAUUGUUGUUGCGAUCAUAUUGGUGGUUCUAUCAUAACUUCUGUACAGAUUCAUUGUGGUCAUGUCAUGCUGUCUCUUUCUCUGGGUGUGUGUAUGUAAAACUGAAGAC
This is a messenger RNA of Alosa sapidissima (American shad), 4453 nucleotides long. RefSeq names its product bone morphogenetic protein/retinoic acid inducible neural-specific 2 (gene brinp2). Gene Ontology annotation, biological process: positive regulation of neuron differentiation; negative regulation of mitotic cell cycle. Lineage: Eukaryota; Metazoa; Chordata; Actinopteri; Clupeiformes; Clupeidae. Bases 895 to 3222 code for a protein of 775 amino acids. The record is from RefSeq and is a predicted model, not a curated record. The transcript has 8 exons.